AUGACCUUUUUGUAAUAAUAUUAAAUCCAAUACUUACAAUUUCAUUUAUGUGACAAGGAUAUAUAACUCAUCACAACCUACAGUUAAACUCUAUUGAUAUUUUUCUAAAUUUUGUAUUCAAAUUAUAAUUUAUAAUUUCAAAUAGACUCAGGUCAUUAUAGGAAGAGAUAAAAGCUAAUUUUACUCUCCAACAUAUUAUUCACAAUUUAAUCUAAACCUCAUACUUGCUAUAUUAUUAUUUUGAAAAGAGAAUGGUUCUAUCCUUAGUAAGACAUUUAAAACUAUAUACCUUAGUCAUUUCAUUAUUAAAUUAUUAAGGCCUAUGAUCUCUCAUUAAAUCUCUUUUUUGCUGUUACUUUAAUGCUUUAUAUAUCUUAAGACUGUUUUCAUAUAAACGAAAAACCUGUCAAAAUAAUAUCUUAUUACUCACUAGUGCUAAUUUCUUUAUCUUCUUAUUACUUUAGAAUAUCAAAGCUCUAUUCACUUAUCUAUCUAAAAAAUGAGGGUUCUGAGUUUUUAUUUUAUUUUCAUUUAUGUAAUCAAAAUUAAUCACUUUAUUUCAUUCAAUUUAUUAUCCAUUAAUAAAUGAUCUGUCUAUUUUGA
Paramecium tetraurelia is the source of this 603-nucleotide messenger RNA. RefSeq lists its product as uncharacterized. The record is from RefSeq and is a predicted model, not a curated record. The transcript has a single exon. Lineage: Eukaryota; Ciliophora; Oligohymenophorea; Peniculida; Parameciidae.